UCCAGGAGAACGAGACAGACCAAGAGCAUCUCACCUAAAGACUUGCGCCAGCAUCCGAAGAUAAGAGCAGAAACCAACAGAGAUACCAACAGGUGUGAGCUCCGUCCUCCGUCCGUCUUCCAUCCAUCCAUCCAUCCAUCCAUCCAACGUCCUCACCACCCACCCCGAGAACAGAAGCAUGAACGUGGACACAGCGCUGUGGGUGGUCCUGGUGGGUCUGAUCCUAGCCAUGGCUGGGGUGGGUCAGUGUCUGCAGGAGGAGAGGGGUGUGGAGAACAACAUUCUGCCGGGGGAAUCAGGAGAGGCGCUGGAGGGUGAGCACGCGGACGGGUUUAACGAGUUGGACGAUCGUCUCCUAGCCGCUGUGAUUCACUCUCUGCUCCAGAGAAACACCAGGAACCCCUCUGUUCUCCACCAGCCUCAGAGGUUUGGUCGUGACAGCAGAGGAGACCUGCUGAUGGGGGACAGGAUACAGUCCAGAGACUGGGAGCAGGCUCCAGGACAUAUCUGGGGCAUGGCUGUGCCGCAGAGAUUUGGCAAGAAAUAGGCUUUGGUUGAGACUCAACAUCUCAUCUCACACCUCUGCUGGAGAUGAAGAAUUUGGUUCAACACCCAGCAAAUAUAAGCUGAAAGUAAAAUAUGGACUCAUACGUUAUCCAGUACAUAAAUGUUCUCUCUCCCCUAACCUGCUGAGUUCCAUUCCAUUAAGCUGUAUAGAACUAGGAGAUCUUGGAACCUAGUAAAUAUCCACCAUUUCUCUCAGAUUUUAGCAGUGCUGAUUGGUGCAUAUUGGAAAUCUGGGAGAAAGUUGAAAACAAAGUAGGUGCGCUUGAUUCGUCACGCCACACAUUCGGGCGAGCUGAAUCAAGCGCACCUAAAGUUAGAGCUGCUGUACAUUGGCAGUGUACUUUUGAUUGUUGCUCUGCCAUUCUCUGUUUAACCAAUAAAGGCUUCUGAC
Salvelinus sp. IW2-2015 is the source of this 958-nucleotide messenger RNA. RefSeq names its product neuropeptide FF-amide peptide precursor like (gene npffl). The record is from RefSeq and is a predicted model, not a curated record. NCBI's taxonomy places the organism in Eukaryota, Metazoa, Chordata, Actinopteri, Salmoniformes, Salmonidae. Gene Ontology annotation, molecular function: neuropeptide hormone activity. The transcript is spliced from 4 exons. Bases 179 to 547 code for a protein of 122 amino acids.